Messenger RNA from Nematocida minor, 462 nucleotides. RefSeq lists its product as uncharacterized. Lineage: Eukaryota; Fungi; Microsporidia. Bases 1 to 462 code for a protein of 153 amino acids. The transcript has a single exon. The record is from RefSeq and is a predicted model, not a curated record.
AUGUCUUCUCUAUUUCUAAAAAUAGCAGUAAUACUUAUUGUGCACUUUGUUUUUGCGCAGUGCAAUGAAGAUGUGGUAAGCAUCAGGAUGGAUGGCGUGGAUCUCGUAGCAUCUAAUGAUAAGACCAUAGAUUCCUGCCAAAACAUACAGGUAGUAUACGCUAAAAAUAAGAAGAGACCAAAUGAUCCGCUGCUGGCUGUAUUGGGAUACAUGAUAUACAUAGACGAAACAGUGUGCAGGAUUUCUGGAAUAAAAAAUAAGAAAGAUAGGCUCACAGGCUUAGACAUCCUACUGGAGAAGAAGAAUGGAAAGCCAGGCUCAAUAAAAGCAGAAAUAGACUGUAAGGGACCGAAUAGCGGCGCGCAUCUUGUUCUGAAGCAAAUAACAACACCGAGCAGCCUGCUUUCUAAAGACGGGAAACAGAAGGCAUUUAUUAUAUUUGUAGCAAAGUCUCCAUCUUAG